Drosophila yakuba is the source of this 492-nucleotide messenger RNA. Its product is annotated as MICOS complex subunit Mic10. Gene Ontology annotation, cellular component: MICOS complex; mitochondrial inner membrane; mitochondrion. The record is from RefSeq and is a predicted model, not a curated record. The transcript has a single exon. NCBI's taxonomy places the organism in Eukaryota, Metazoa, Arthropoda, Insecta, Diptera, Drosophilidae. Bases 133 to 378 code for a protein of 81 amino acids.
AAAUGAAACCCUAUUUAUGAGCUUCAUAUAUUUCCCAAAUUCCAAAUGUCAUGUGUUUGGCUUAAACGUCAAUUUCCCCCACAAUUAACAUAUACACCUCGAAAUUUUUGAAUAUUGCUUCCAAGAUCGAAAAUGACCCAUGAACCGCAGAAGGUCGUCAAGCCGGCAGUCAAGGAGACUCCGGCUGUGAGCGAGGAGACGAGAACCACGGACAAGUGCCUGGCGGACUUUUGCAUGAAGGGCGGAAGUGGCCUGAUCGUCGGCUGCGCCUUCACCUUGUUCUUCACGCGACCACAAACCUAUCCCAUUUGGCUGGGACUGGGCAUCGGAAUGGGCGUGGCCUACGACUGCUGCCAGAGCCGCUGGAAUCAGCAGUGAAUCAUGAAGAGUAAAUGAAACGGGGUCUUUUGUAAACUUUUUAAAGAUAUUCUUGGCAAUUUCCCCUCUUAAUUACUUGUAUUACAUUAAACUGUACACAAUCCGAGCUACUUA